GCAUACCGCCCUCCGUCCCAGCUACACGCUGCCGCCUGGUCCUCACUCUAACAACAGCGAGUAAAACGCCAUGACGUCAGACACGUGUCCGCACGCGGCGGCCAUCUGUGCGCAUGCGGAGUCGCGGACCUUCACGUCACCCACGUACAACGACAGUCUGGUGGCCAACCUGAACAGACUCAGGUCAGAGGGCACGCUCUGUGACGUCACGCUGGUCGCAGAGAAAAGAAAGUUCCCCGCCCACCGAGCUGUGCUGGCGUCAUGCAGUGACUACUUCCGGGCCAUGUUCACUUCCGGUAUGCGAGAGACAUGCGCAGAAGAGAUCGAGCUCCACGCAGUUCCCGCGCUGGGCCUGAGUCACGUGCUGGAGUUCAUGUACACGGCUUCCAUCACGCUCAGUCCCGAGAACAUAGAGCAGGUCCUGGAGGCCGCAUCGCAGCUGCAGGUGUCGGUGAUUGACUACUGCUGCGAGUACUUCAUAGAGAAGAUCGACAAGAACAACUGCUUCGACAUCCUGGAGAUCGCACAGUUCUACAGCAUGGAGGAGGUGGAGAUGAGGGCGGGAAAGUUUAUCCUGGAGAAAAUGACGUACAGCGAGGAGUACGCCUUGUUAGCACCGGAGACGUUAGCUAAGGCGGUUACUAACGACGAUUUAGACAUGACAGAGAUGCAGGUGUUUAACAAGAUCAUGCGGUGGUUGGACUUGGCGCCGAGUGGGACGGAGAAAGUGAAAGACAUUCUGCAGCACGUGCGGUUCCCUAUGAUUUCCGAGACGGACUUGUUCAAGAGGGUACUAACGACGGAUUGCAUGGAGGCUAUACCGGGCUUGUCUGAUCUGCUACAAGACGCGUUCGCGUACCACGCCAAGCCGAUCCUACAGCCCAGCAUGCAGACGGAACACACCAGACCCCGGCAGGCUGUGGAGACUGUUAUAGCGCUGGGAGGGCGCGUGAAAGUGGACGGACCUCUGGAGAGGUGUAACGAUGUUCUUGGGUUGGAUCCGUACAGUGGUACCUGGCACACAAUCGCGGACAUGCCCUGGCCGCAGUCCACCCACACCAUCACGUCGGUAGCCGUCCUGGAGAACUUCCUUUACGUGGUGGGAGGACAGAACCAGUACGGCAGUGUAGGCAGGAGGAGCACUAACGCGGCUUUCCGCUACGACCCGCGCUUCGACGAGUGGCUCAGGCUGGCCAGCAUGAAGGAAGACCGCGCCUGCUUCUGUCUGCUGGCCCUUGGAGGACACCUGUACGCCAUAGCGGGGCAGAACAAGAACGGGAACCUCCGCACGGUGGAGAGGUACUCCCCUCUAACGGACGAGUGGGACUACGUGGCCCGUAUGCCGUUAGAGCGCUCCCAUCACGCCGGUACGGUGUGUAACGGCCGGCUGUACGUCAGCGGCGGCAUGCACGAUAACGACGUCCAGGGCACCAUGUACGACUUCGAGCCCGACGAGAACUUCUGGCAGUUCAAAUUGCCGAUGAAGAACGAGCGGUUCGGACACGGCAUGGCGACGGUCGGAGGGAAGAUCUUCUCUGUCGGAGGCUGUACUUGUAACGACCAGGGAGACAUUAUAGACGUGACCAGCAUGGAAUGUUUCGACCCAGAGACGAACCUGUGGAGCACCAUGGCCACCAUGCCGCAGGGACAGAGCUAUGCUGCACUGUGUGUGCAAGGUGACAGCAUCUACGUGGUCGGCGGCUGCAACCGGAACGAGAAGACAGUAACGUGUCACACUAACAGAUAUGACGUCACGAAGAACAGUUGGCACAAGAUGGCGGACUUCCCCCAUCAUUCCAUGGGGCUGGCGGGAUCCACGCUGACGGUGACGCGCAGGAUGCUCAAUAAACCCACCUACUGAGCGGGUACACAGUCAGAUA
This is a messenger RNA of Branchiostoma belcheri (Belcher's lancelet), 1880 nucleotides long. RefSeq names its product kelch-like protein 9. Bases 71 to 1861 code for a protein of 596 amino acids. NCBI's taxonomy places the organism in Eukaryota, Metazoa, Chordata, Leptocardii, Amphioxiformes, Branchiostomatidae. Gene Ontology annotation, molecular function: protein binding. The transcript is spliced from 5 exons. The record is from RefSeq and is a predicted model, not a curated record.